GUAAAAAAAAGAAUGAAAAAUUUAAAUUUUUCAUUUCCAGAAUAAAAUGCCGCCCAAAGCCCCCAUUUCAAAAUCCUCUCUUCUCGCAUAACCUUUCAACCAACUCCCCUCGAGCGCUCUCUUCACCCCCCCCCAUUCAUCAAGAAGCUCCGCCGCCGGUUACCGGAAUCCGUCGCGACAAUGCCAGAAGCCAGGGACAGGAUUAUGAGGGCCGUCGAUCUGGCCGAACUCUAUAUCAGGCGGCGGCAGCAGCUCGCUUUUGGCAGCGGUGGGAACUACCGCUGGGGGGAGACGGCAUCUCCAGGAGCCGAGACCCCCGCAGCACCGGACACCAGCGGACGCGUCCGGAGGAGCCCGUUCGCGAGGCGUGGCCGUGGAGGCGGCCGCCGGCAAGCAUAUCAGAGGAGAAGAGAGCGUCUGAGAGGAGAAGGCGGAGAUGAACAGCCAGAGACACCCGUGUUCCAGGUCUACACAGACGUUGAAGAAAGUGCUUAUCUUGAGCACAACAAUCCGAGCACCACGCCCUUAGCCGUUAGAUUGUGUCCACCUUCUUCUUCCUCGAAACCCGAUAAGGAAUGGGAGUAUGUGACUCCUCAGAGGAAGCUGCUGGACUCCAUCGACAAGGUUGAAAAGGCACUGAAAGAAGAGCUGGAGAAGAUGAAGAGGACGCCGAGCGCUAAGAAAGCUGAGAGAGAGAAGAAGGUCCGGACAUUGAUGACAAUGCGUUGAUUCGAUCCAUCUUCAGUCUACACUUCACUCAAUCAAGGUUGAGGGACGCCGGGGCUGGCUUGGAGCAUGGGGCUGGCUUGAUCAGUAGUUUUGAACAGGUUUAUGCUCCUACGAUUCCAUGUUUCUAAUUCCAUGGGAUUUUGGCAUGAGAAAGGUGCAAACAUGUUCUUGUGUUUGAAUACCCUGCCCCAUCAAUCCCAUGGGUUUGUAUAUGUUUAGACCUUAGGCACAUUAGUUUUGUUAUGUUCCAAUUUUCCAUAGGCUUUCAUGUUCAAUUUGUGAGUAUUGUUUGGCUAUGCUGUGAAGACUCUAUCCUCACUUGGCCCAUUU
Cuscuta campestris is the source of this 1059-nucleotide messenger RNA. NCBI's taxonomy places the organism in Eukaryota, Viridiplantae, Streptophyta, Magnoliopsida, Solanales, Convolvulaceae. The record is from the annotation of a GenBank genome assembly.